Molecule: messenger RNA, 969 nt
Organism: Durusdinium trenchii
Lineage: Eukaryota; Dinophyceae; Suessiales; Symbiodiniaceae
Source: the annotation of a GenBank genome assembly
AUGGGAAGCACAGUGAGACGGCGUCCCAACUGCUUCAACUUGCUGUUUCAGAUGCGGCUGACGCAGCGCAUGGGCAAGGAAGACACUGCGGGUCUUCAGGCCUGGAAUUCUGCAUCUGAACUAGCCGAAGCCUAUCAGCUGGGCAAAAUGGAGAGUGGUGCAGCAAUGCAGUUACUUAAUGAAGUGGAUGAGGAGGUGGUCGAAUCUCUAUCUUCUCAUGUCAAGAAGUGGUCCAUGGGCAAAUUCCUUACUCAUGAACCGGUUUGCAACGGCAUCUUCAACCGGGACUACACUUCAGGGAUCAAUGCCCUCCUUCCGUGGGAGAAGGACUUGAAAAACUCGCCUGAGUCCUUGGCUCUGAUGUGCCAAAGGAUGGAACUUGACUACUCCCAGACGUUCCUGGCACGUCAUGGCGACGCAGAACUUGAAGUGAUGCUGGAGCAGUCGGUUCAAAGGGAGCAGAACGCAGCUGCUGAAGCGAUUGCGACCAUGUUGGCCACAGCUACUUUGAAAGAUACGGAAUCCAAGAUCGAGGAUGAUCUAGCCCGCAUGAAAGCUUUCAUCCAGGAAGCCACCCUUUUUGCAAAUCAGCAGGGCGGUCUGGACCUUCGCUACAUGACCGAGCGUUAUGAUCGUGGCAAGACUUGGGUGGCAAAGUACAUGGAGAAGCAUCACCGCUGUUGCUCCAACCCGCUGAGCCAAGCGCACGCGGACCUGCUUCACUAUCAGCGGGGCCCAUUGCUGAUAGAUGAGGCAGUGGAGGUAGCGAAGACAGUGAGCAAUGGCGAUUCCAAUGCCAUCCUUUGCCUUCUCGGUGUGGGCACCAUCCACAAGACCUAUGGAUUCCAGAAAUCCAAGGCGACCCUGGGGACAAUAGGGCCCGUGACCCGGGCCCGAGUGAUGGAUUUAUGGAGCGAGGAUGACAAACCAUGUUCGCCGCCAGCUCGAGAAUCUCGGCAAAGCCCAUGA